AGCAGGUCUUGGACUAUGUUUAGGAUACUUGGAAAGAGGGAACGUGCAUAGAUUUGCAGUGCUUAUUGUCUGUAGUUCAGUAUUUGUUUAUUCAUACCUAUAUAUCUGCAUUUUUAUUAACUUUUCCAAGAUGGUGAACACAAAUAUGCGUUGGAAACUGCCCUUGAUAUGUUUCAUCUGGCAGUUAGCGAUGAUUGUUCUCUUUGGAGUCUUCAUAAGAUACAGUGAUGAAGCUGAUGCUGCCCGAUGGCCAGAGUACAAAAGGAAUCAUAGUAUCACCACGAAUGUGGAAAAUGACUUCUACUUCAGAUACCCAAGUUUCCAGGAUGUGCAUGUGAUGAUAUUUGUGGGAUUUGGGUUCCUGAUGACAUUUUUACAGAAGUACGGUUUUAGUGCAGUGGGUUUCAACUUUCUUAUUGCAGCAUUUGGAAUCCAGUGGUCUCUGCUCAUGCAAGGGUGGUUCCAUUCACUUGAUUACAAUGAUGGAAAAAUCAAGAUUGGUGUUGUAAACCUUAUAAAUGCUGACUUCUGCACUGCUUCAGCUUUAAUUUCCUUUGGAGCUGUUCUUGGAAAAGCCAGUCCUGUUCAGCUUUUACUAAUGACCCUUUUUGAGGUUACCCUCUUUGCAGUUGAUGAGUACAUUGUCCUGAACCUUAUUCAGGCUAGAGAUCCAGGUGGCACUAUGACUAUCCAUACAUACGGUGCUUCGUUUGGACUGAUGGUAUCGUGGAUGCUGUGGCGCAAAGAUGUGGAGUGCACCAAAGACAAGCAAAGUUCCGUGUACCACUCAGAUCUCUUUUCCAUGGUUGGAACCUUAUUUCUCUGGAUGUUUUGGCCCAGUUUCAACUCUGCUACUGCUGGUCAUGGGGAUGGGCAGCACCGAGCUGCCAUUAACACUUACUGCUCCCUUGCUGCAAGUGUAUUGACAGCAGUAAUGAUAUCAAGCCUUCUGAAUAAAAAGGGAAAGCUAGAUAUGGUACAUAUUCAGAAUUCCACUCUUGCUGGUGGUGUGGUUGCAGGAACUGCUGCCGAGAUGAUGCUGACACCAUACGGAUCUUUAAUAAUAGGCUUUUGUGUUGGCAUAAUAAGCGUUUUAGGAUUUGUCUAUGUAACGCCUUUCCUAGCAAGUAAACUGAAACUUCAUGAUACAUGUGGAAUUUUUAACCUGCAUUUUCUACCUGGAGUGCUUGGAAGUAUUGUUGGUGCCAUCACAGCUGCAGCAGCUACAGAAGGGGUUUACACCAAGGAGGGGUUGAAUGCAAAUUUUGGUUUUGAAGAUCAUGAGGCCCGAAUUCCUACAACCCAGGGAGGAUACCAGGCAGCAGGCAUGUGUGUCGCACUAGCAUUUGGCCUUGGUGGAGGAACUCUAGUUGGUUUGUUUUUGCGGUUACCCAUCUGGGGAGAUCCUGCAGAUGAAAACUGCUUUGAGGAUGACGUUUACUGGGAGGUUCCUGGUGACGAGGAAAUUGGACCAUAUCACCUAGAAGAAAGAAACCACACAGAUACAAAACACUGAAAGUAAAAUGAUGAAUAAACAAAAAUGGUACUAGUAAAUUCUGAACCUUUUGCAAGAGAAUUGUUUGCACUCAGAAGCACUUAUUUCUUGUUUGAACAUAUAGCCUACAAUGGAAACUGAGGAGUAUAAAUUAUUGCCACCCCCUGCUCUCACAAAAAGAAGACUUGUAGUGAUUUUUAGACUUCACCAGCAGAUAUCUGAACAACUUUAUGACCAUGUAUGCUUGCAGGUAUGAUAUACCUCUGUCUUGAUGCCACAGGGGCUAAAAACAUGUCUUACUUGAAGGGGCAAUAAAUGAACUUACAUCAUGAAACAUAGACUGAGAAAGUAACACAAGGUGAAGUCUACGAUAUUCACAGCAUCCUGCAGUGGUAACCAAUGAACCAUACGCACAUCUUUCCCCAAACUGAAAACAACUGAAAUCAGUUUCUUUGUCAUGGAACUACUGAAUUCUGUUCAAUGAAGGGCUGUGUUGGCAAUCCAUUUUCCUAUAUUAUUUUAAUGAGGUGGUUACUAUGCAGUAUUUAUUGAUGGCAUGAAUAUAUUCUGAUAGCCCUUAGUUUCAUUUAUGCGCUAUAACUAUGCAGAACAAAUGACUAGUGCAGGACAGGCAGUCCAGAAGAUUGCUGCUAAGCUAUGGAACAUAUUUUGUAAUUUGUCCCUCAUUUUGCUUAUUGGAACAUUAGUAUGGUUUAAAUCUCAAAAUUCAUCUUAUCAAAUAUAUUACUAACUUUACCUACUUGACUGAACUGUUAAUAGAUAAGCCAGCAAAGUUCCAGUCACAGGGAUUAACAAAUUCUAAAAGUAUUAUUUUUACAACUUCUUUUGCUAUCCAGUAUUUCAUCAUGUUGAAAAAUGAUAGGCUAAUCACAUGCUAGCACACAAUUCCUCAUCUAGCCACUAAACCUUGCUCAUGACAAAAUUUAGAUCACAGUUUAAAAAUUUACUAUGUUGUAAUUUUUAUGAGUACUUUUUUUUUUUAUUUCAGAAUCAUAGGAUCAUAGGAAGUUACUAGGCUAAUGGCCCCAAGGCCCUUUCAAGCCUAACCAAGUUCAACCAGUGUUCCCAAUGGUAUCAGGUUCAAGCAGCCACUAAAAUCACAGUCUUACCUCAUGCUUCCAGCCUCUCCAAAGAACAGUGCUUAUUAUACCGUUUGGUACUGAACUAACCUGAACUCACUGAUACUGGGCUGAAAAACCCUCUUGCCCUCCACACACAAUCCCUUGUUGUUCACACACUCUGAUACUUGCAGUAUUGCUACUCAUUUUAUUUUUCCUCAAUCUGGCAAAUGUGUUUAAUAUUAAUCCUAGAAAGCCAAAAAAAAAAAAUGAUAUCAUUCCUGUAUUUAAAAUUAGAAGCCCCCCCCAACAUUACUUACACAUUACUUCACUCAAAAUUGAAAGUUAUUUAAAAUUUAAGCUAAUACAUUUGGAUCUAACUUCAGUUUGCAUGUUCAGAUUUCUAAGCUUUCUAGUUUGUGUUUUACCUUCACGGCUUAAAACAAAUCUUCCCAAAAUGUGAAAGUUGAGCCCACUUACACAAAAUUUAGAUGGCUGUGUAGCUGUUUGCUUACAACUUAUCUCCCCAUUUAGAACUAAUACAGAUCACAGUAUUCUUAUAGUAUUAACUUUUAAGAAAAAUAAGUUGGUAACCAAUUGAAAUGUCUGGACCCAAAGCACAGAAAGUGAAUGACCGAGAAAAACAGACUUUGACAAUUUUGUGGAAUAUUCCCUUUUCUCUGAGGUAUGGUAAUCUCAGAGUUAUAUAAAAGUUCAAAGUCAAAGUAAACUUUAUUGUCAUUUAGAUCUGUAUAUAGUGUAGCUAAACAAAAGUAUGUUGCUUCGUUCCCAGUGCAAGAAACAUACAUACAUAUAUUUACUAUUUAGUAGUACUAGGACCGACACUUACAGACAUUACAUGUAUGAAAAAUGUGCCAUUUAGGGUAUUGUACUAGCAGAUAUUGCACAAACUUGAAUUUUCACAUUAACAGGUACCUGUGAAGCAAAAAUAUUGCAUAGGGUAUUGGACAUUCAAGUCUGAAGACAGAUGAAGGUUUGGAUAUUGCACUAAAGUAUGCUACUAGUGGAAGUGAUCUUAGUAUAAAUGGACAUGAGAGUAUGUCAUUUACUGGACAUACACUUUAUAAGGUCAGAAGAGGUUGCAAGAAAGAAGUUUAAAGGAGAAAAGCAAUAUUCAUUAUUUACUUUUCUCCUGCAGUUUCGGGGGGGGGAUUAUAAUGUCACUAUUCAGCAUUUGGAGUACAGAUGUUUCAGGAGGGAGUAAAGCAAAUCACUUGAUAUAAUGCUAUAAUCUAACUUGGAUGCAUAGCUCUAAAUUCAAAUAUUUCUGUGUUGUAUAUUAAUGUUAACAAUUUGAUUAGGAAAAUAAAAGCUGCAAAAUAUCCAUUUUAUCAGUGAUAUUGUCACUGUCAGACUAUGAUCUCAUUGCACCACAUAGUUUUUUUUUUUAAUAUGAUCCCAGUUCUAGCUACAAAAUAGUCAUGUUUAAAGAAUAAAUGUUAGUUAAUAGUUGCCUAUUUGCCUAUAAAUGCAGCUGACAUGAUGGUUUAGAAUAUUGAAGUAGGACUUUAUUUUCCAUAAAUUCAUUUUUUUCUGUAUGAUCACAAUGCAGGAAAGGAUAAACUGUGAAAUGUAAAAUAUAAUAUUUGUUGAAUGAAACAAGAUUGCUUAUUUCUGUGUUCUAAGAUCAGAGUUUGCCAUAUCUUUCCGAUGAAAAGUGAGAAGGAAUAAGAGGACAAGGUGUCCACUCAUUAUAUGAUCUCAUUAAGCUGUUCAUACCAUGUAAAUGCAUAUCAAUAUGGCUGCUAAUAACAGAAUGAGCCAUGGAUUCCAGGUUUACACUCUACCUUCACAAUCAGGCAGUCUGUUAUGUAAUGUUCCAGAGGUUCAUUUUAUCAAAUAAAAAAAAAAACUGAGCCAAAA
Molecule: messenger RNA, 4458 nt
Organism: Protopterus annectens (West African lungfish)
Lineage: Eukaryota; Metazoa; Chordata; Ceratodontiformes; Protopteridae
Gene: RHCG
Product: Rh family C glycoprotein
Exons: 10
Coding region: 131-1516 (461 amino acids)
Biological process (GO): ammonium transmembrane transport; ammonium homeostasis
Cellular component (GO): plasma membrane
Molecular function (GO): ammonium channel activity
Source: RefSeq, a predicted model, not a curated record